Brassica oleracea var. oleracea is the source of this 567-nucleotide messenger RNA. RefSeq lists its product as uncharacterized. The record is from RefSeq and is a predicted model, not a curated record. Bases 65 to 529 code for a protein of 154 amino acids. NCBI's taxonomy places the organism in Eukaryota, Viridiplantae, Streptophyta, Magnoliopsida, Brassicales, Brassicaceae. The transcript has 2 exons.
UUCUCUACCCUUAUUAUCAGGUGCUGUUUUGAUUCUAGGGCUAAUAUCAUAUUUGGAUUUGACGAUGACGAAGGAGUAUGUGAUGCUCAUGCUGCUGAUGAUGAUAGUUUUUGCACCGUUUCUCCCACCAUUACAGUUUUUCGGCAGUUCAGAUGGAAUUAUUUUGACAGGUCCUGAUUUCACCCGCAAAUUCCACACCGUCGAAUCUAAUACCGCUGACUCUGUGGAAAUCAGAGUGUGUGACGCAAUUGGAGUGGUUUACAUGGCUGAGUCACUCCACCCAUGCGAAAAUUUGAUCUUGGAAAGAGACAUGUUGAUGAUGUCAACAACAACAACUAGAUCCUUCUUUGUAACAAAAGGAACUGCACAAGUAGUAAACAAGUACAUUUGUCGGCCAGAUGUAGCAGUCAUGCGUGUCCCUAUUCAUACUGACCAACUUUACGGAUUAAUCACCAGGGGUCUUCUCUUCUACACCUCCGUCUUCCUCCUCUUACGUUUCUUUCAGUUAGCAAUUCCCGAGUCUGAAUAAAAUAAUGCAUGUUAGCACUGGACUACACAUUGGAUCCU